Molecule: messenger RNA, 1023 nt
Organism: Gracilinanus agilis (Agile Gracile Mouse Opossum)
Lineage: Eukaryota; Metazoa; Chordata; Mammalia; Didelphimorphia; Didelphidae
Gene: STAMBPL1
Product: STAM binding protein like 1
Exons: 6
Coding region: 213-758 (181 amino acids)
Biological process (GO): protein K63-linked deubiquitination
Cellular component (GO): membrane; endosome
Molecular function (GO): K63-linked deubiquitinase activity; protein binding; metal-dependent deubiquitinase activity
Source: RefSeq, a predicted model, not a curated record
UCCCACUUAGCCCAGCGUUCGGCCUGAGGAGGCAGGCGCCAUCGGCCGGGGGAUCCUGCCUGGCAGAGAGAGCCGCGCCGAGAGAAAAAUACCACCCCACCUCCGUGAGGCUGGCUGGCAGGGACACCGCCCGUCCAUACCGCCCGUGCAAUCCGGAGCUCGGCCUCUCCCUCGCUCUCGGCUCUCGGCUCGCCUCCCUCCCUCCUAUAGAGAUGUAUACAUAUGCAUACCUGGUAGAGAGACUCCGAUGUGUCCUGUUGCCCAGAGAUCUUUGCCCCCGCUUCCUGCUGCUGGCCGAGUCAAACACAGUGAGGGGGAUAGAAACCUGCGGAAUUCUCUGUGGAAAGCUGACCCAUAAUGAGUUUGCCAUCACCCACGUUAUCGUGCCAAAGCAAUCGGCUGGCCCAGACUAUUGUGACGUAGCCAACGUGGAAGAGCUCUUCAGCGUCCAGGACCAGCACAGCCUUUUGACCCUGGGAUGGAUUCAUACACACCCAACCCAGACGGCGUUCCUGUCUAGCGUGGACCUUCACACGCACUGCUCCUACCAGCUCAUGUUGCCAGAGGCCAUCGCUAUAGUCUGCGCGCCCAAACAUAAGGACACCGGCGUCUUCAGACUCACCAAUGCGGGCAUGCUGGAGGUCUCUGCCUGUAAAAAGAAGGGCUUCCAUCCCCACACCAAGGAUCCCACGCUAUUCAGUACAUGCCAACACGUGGUGGACCAAGACCGCAGCAUCACAGUGCUAGACCUCAGGUGAUGAGGCCUGAAGACGGACGGACGGAUGGACGGCAUCCCAGACAGAUGCCCGGACCCUGUGGACACGUGACUGCCAGCUUUUCUUAAGAUGUUUUCAGAACUGACGUUUUAUAUUUGUAUGUUUUGGAUGUGAUGGUUUGAUAUUUAUUGCUCUCAGAUGUUUGACCGUUUUCUUUGGGGGAUGUUCCACCUUGGGAUGGAGCUGGCGGUGACGGUCAAUUGAAAUUUCCACAGUGUACCCAGAAUAAUAAAUUGAGUGGCAAACA